Messenger RNA from Lepus europaeus (European hare), 2384 nucleotides. RefSeq names its product acyl-CoA oxidase 2 (gene ACOX2). Gene Ontology annotation, molecular function: FAD binding; fatty acid binding. The transcript has 14 exons. The coding region runs from base 139 to 2184 and encodes 681 amino acids. The record is from RefSeq and is a predicted model, not a curated record. Gene Ontology annotation, cellular component: peroxisome. Gene Ontology annotation, biological process: fatty acid beta-oxidation using acyl-CoA oxidase; lipid homeostasis; very long-chain fatty acid metabolic process. NCBI's taxonomy places the organism in Eukaryota, Metazoa, Chordata, Mammalia, Lagomorpha, Leporidae.
GAGGGCUGCUUUCCUCCACUGAGCAGCUCUCAGCUGACACAGACCCCAGGGCAGCUCCUCCUGCACGCAGGCUCAGAGCUGACCUUCCAAACAGCCAGGCCAGAAGCGUCUCUGUUCAGAUACCAGACUCAGGACAGGAUGGGUAUCCCAGUGCACCGGGUGUCACUGGGCGACGCCUGGAGCAGCCAAAUGCACCCCGACAUGGAGAGCGAGAGGUGUGUGCAGUCCUUCAGCGUGGAACGGCUCACCAACAUCCUUGACGGAGGUGCCCAGCACACCGCGCUCCGGAGGAAAGUUGAGAGCAUCAUCCACGGCGAGCUCCAGUUUAGCAGGAAGGACAACUACUUCAUGAGCCAGAAUGAGCUCUACGAAGCUGCCACGCGGAACAGAUACCACCUGCAGAAGAUAGCACAGCGCCUAGGCUGGUCGGAAGAGGGUCGGGAAUUAGAAUACGCUUACAGAGUUCUUUCUUUAGACCUGAACCUAAAUUUACAAAUCGUCUUCCUGAAAGCCCUCAGGAGCCUGGGCUCAGAGGAGCAGAUUGCCAAAUGGGAGCCACUUGGCAAAACGUACCAGAUCAUUUCAACAUAUGCCCAGACAGAACUGGGGCACGGGACGUACCUUCAAGGCCUGGAGACCGAAGCCACCUACGAUGCGGCCACCCAGGAGUUUGUGAUUCAUAGCCCGACAGUCACUGCCACCAAAUGGUGGCCUGGGGACUUGGGGCGCUCGGCCACCCACGCCCUGAUCCUGGCCCAGCUCAUCUGCUCGGGAGCCCGGCGGGGCAUGCAUGCCUUUAUCGUGCCUGUCCGGAGCCUCCAGGACCACACUCCACUGCCAGGAAUCACCAUUGGGGAUAUUGGGCCCAAGAUGGGCCUUCAACACAUUGACAAUGGCUUCCUGAAAAUGGACCAUGUGCGGGUCCCCAGGGAGAACAUGCUGAGUCGUUUUGCACAGGUCUUGCCAGACGGCACCUACAUCAAACUUGGGACAGCACAGAGCAAUUAUCUUGGCAUGCUGGUGACACGGGUGCACCUGCUGUUGGGCACGAUCCUACCCCCACUGCAGAAGGCUUGCGUCAUUGCCACGCGCUACUCGGUCAUCCGCCGCCAGUGCCGGCUCCAGCCCAGUGAUCCAGAGGUCAAAAUCCUAGAGCACCAGACACAGCAGCAGAAGCUCUUUCCUCAACUGGCCAUGUGUUACGCCUUCCACUUCCUGGCGACCGGCCUCUUGGAAUUCUUCCAACAGGCAUAUAAGGACAUUCUGGAGCGAGAUUUCACACUCCUGCCUGAGCUCCACGCGCUAAGCACAGGGGCGAAGGCCAUGAUGUCGGACUUCUGCACCCAGGGAGCCGAGCAGUGCCGCAGGGCCUGCGGUGGGCACGGCUACUCCAAGCUCAGUGGCCUGCCAUCACUGGUCACCAAUGUGACGGCCUCCUGUACCUACGAGGGUGAGAACACGGUGCUCUACUUGCAGGUAGCCAGGUUUCUGGUGAAGAGCUGCCUGCAGGCUCAGGGGUUUCCAGGCUCCACAUCACAGCGCUCCCUCCCUCGAUCUGUGUCAUAUCUCGCUCUGCCUGAUCUGGCCAGGUGCCCAGCACAGACAGCAGUCGACUUCUUCUGCCCAGAGCUCUACACAGCGGCCUGGGCACAUGUGGCAGCCAGGCUCACAAAGGACUCGGUGCAUCGUUUACAGGCCCUGAGGCAAUCUGGGGCCGGUGAGCAUGAGGCCUGGAACCAGACAACGAUCAUACACCUCCAGGCUGCUAAGGCACACUGCUACUACAUCUCUGUGAAGAGUUUCAAGGAGGCUCUGGAGAAGCUGGAGAACGAGCCAGCCAUUCAGCAGGUGCUCAAACGCCUCUGUGACCUCCACGCCCUGCAAGGUAUCCUGACUAACUCAGGUGACUUUCUCCAUGACGGCUUCCUGUCUGGGGCCCAAGUAGACAUGGCCAGAACAGCCUACAUGGACCUGCUCCCCCUGAUCCGGAAGGAUGCCAUCCUGUUAACCGAUGCUUUUGACUUCACCGACCAGUGUUUAAAUUCAGCACUUGGUUGUUACGAUGGAAAUGUCUACGAACGUCUGUUCGAGUGGGCACAGCGGUCACCAGCCAAUACCCAGGAGAACCCUGCGUAUAAGAAAUAUAUACAGCCGCUAUUACAAAGUUGGAAAUCCAACCUAUGAAAUGACCAAUACUAUUCAGAAAGCAAGCAGCACCACUCUGUGAUCACGGUACUAUGGCACAUAUAGAAAAUGCAAAUCUUAAAUGAUAAAUGUACUCUCUUAUUCAUUAUUUUUUAGAUGCAGCCUGAAGUAGUAUCAUGAAACAGUAUCUGAUUUAUCUCAAUACAAUCCAUAACAGAAUAAAAUGAAGUAAAUGAUCA